Molecule: messenger RNA, 2669 nt
Organism: Lethenteron reissneri (Far Eastern brook lamprey)
Lineage: Eukaryota; Metazoa; Chordata; Hyperoartia; Petromyzontiformes; Petromyzontidae
Product: homeobox protein HMX3-like
Biological process (GO): regulation of transcription by RNA polymerase II
Cellular component (GO): nucleus
Molecular function (GO): DNA-binding transcription factor activity, RNA polymerase II-specific; RNA polymerase II transcription regulatory region sequence-specific DNA binding
Source: RefSeq, a predicted model, not a curated record
AUCCCAUUUGUCAUUGUGCUUGCCCAAUCGCCGCGCGUUCCUCGCUUGUUAGGCGUUUAACUUGUAUGACAUUUUUAUUUCAUCAUUAUCAUCCGCCUCUCACAAAUUGGCGCCGGGCUGACGCUCCGCUCCUGUCUGGGACGUGCAAGUUGGCGAGAUUCGCUCACCCCGUUCGCUCGCUCGCUCGCUCCCACUCACCCGCUCGCUCGCUCUCUCGCUCGCUCCCACUCAAGAGCGAGCAAAGCGAGUAACCGAGCCAUGUUCACCGCCCUCUCUCGUCUCGCGAGCCGCGCCACUGCUCCCUAGAACAGCUCCGCCUCGGAGGGAGAGCAAGGAGAGAGAGUAGAGAGAGAGAGAGAGCGGGGAGAGAGAAGAAAGAGGAGAGAGAGAGAGGAAAAAAACAUCCAAGCGAGAGGGAAAGAUCGACAUCGCCGAUGCGCCUUGGACACGCUUUUCUAAGCUCCGCGCUGGCAUUUCUUAUUUAGGCGCUAUUCGUCGCGUGGAGUCGAAUUCAUUUUUUUUGUUGUCUUUACUCCGCACACAGAGAGACCGAGGCGUCGCCACGGGACGAAGAAAAAGAUGUCCGAGAAAGCGACCACGCCGCAAAAUCCCGGCCCCAACAAAGUGUCAUCGUUCUUCAUCCAAAAUCUUCUCAAUUCCGAAGACAAGCCCGCGACCAAGCCCGAGCGCCAGCUCAUCUGUUUCGGAUUCGGCAAUGUGCGCUUCGGCGAGGAGAUGUCGGCUCUCGGGCACGGCGCGGGCCUCGUGGUGGCUCCGUUCGAGAUCCCCAUGCCGAGAUUCGCAAUGCCGCCCUUUCGCCUCGUCGAGAAGUCCAUUGCCCCGUGGCACCCCUACCUCCCGUUCGGACAGACGGAGAGUCCUAGGGGAUGCUCCCCGUCUCUGCCCAACAGUGAUCACGCCUCGCCGUCUCCCUUCAGCGACCGGGGCUCUCCCGGCACCGCGGCCAAUAAAUGCGAGGACGCGGACGGGGGAGACUCGUCGAGGGGCGCCGAUGAGCAACUCACGCUGCACAAAACUGCCGCCGCCGCAGCCGCCGGUGCAACCGAAGACGCAGCAGACGCCAAGGAAGAAUCCAUUGGCGACAGCGGCUCCGAGCGACAACUCGAGACGAGCGGCGGCAGCUGCGGCGGCGGCGGCGGCGUCGAUCUUCUGGAGAAGAAGGGCGGACGCAAGAAGAAGACGCGGACCGUGUUCUCUCGGAGCCAAGUGUUCCAGCUGGAGUCGACGUUCGACAUGAAGCGCUACCUGAGCAGCGCGGAGCGCGCGGGUCUCGCCGCGUCGCUGCACCUCACCGAGACGCAGGUGAAGAUCUGGUUCCAGAACCGGCGCAACAAGUGGAAGCGCCAGCUGGCCGCCGAGCUCGAGGCCGCCAACCUUUCGCACACGGCGCAGCGCCUGGUCCGGGUGCCCAUCUUGUACCACGAGAGUUCAGGGGUCAGAGACGCGGCUGCUGCUGCUGCUGCUGCUGCGGCGGCGGCGGCGGCGGGCAGCGCCCACGUGCACGGCGGGGCGAGCCACUUGACGCGGCCUCUCUUGCAGGGCUUCGCCCACCCGCUGCCGUACAUGCACCAGGCCAUCGGCAGCCCUAUGCCCGUGAUGCGCUCUAUGACUGGCUUAGUGUAACAAACAAACAAACAAAAACACUAUUUUGAACGAGUUUUUUUGUUGUUUUUGUUUUCCAUUGGUAUAUAUUGGAUUUGUGUUUUUUUACAUGAAAUAUUCUGGUUUUUUUGUACUAAGAUGUAAAGUGUGAGAAUUCAAGCGCCCAGCGCGUUGCUUGUAAUGCGCAAGUUGGCGCGUGUGUGUGUGUGUGUGCGCGCGCGCGUGCGUGCGGAGAUGUGUCUACUACUGAGAUGUAAACAACAAAAACAUUGACGUUUGUUAUGCUUGUCUUGUAAGUAUCGCUUACGGUAUAUAUAUACACACACACACACAUUGCACGCGUUUAAUCGACGGCGCGUCUGAGCUAAGAUCGCGUACACGGCACAGUCCGUUUUGUCAACCCGGACCCGAGCUGAGACGCACCGUCAACUGUAAAACAUGUAUGUAAAGUGUUCCAUACACGCUCGGCAUCUUUCGCUGUUCUCUUAACGAUUGUGUACAUAAGGGUAUUUUAUUGCAAAUGUUGGAAAUUGGGAGGAGGGGGUGGGGGGGGAACGAAUGUACAGAUUAAAAACAGAUCGAAUUACAAUAUAUAUGCUGUAUAUUGUCGCCUAUACCCGUCAAACGUUAAUCGCGUCCGUCUAUCGUUCAUUUCUCCCAUGAAAUUGCUGUCCUGUAUUUCUCCACCGCGCUCGCCGACUGAGAGGAAGACGUCGCGUGAACGUCGCGUGAAUACGAACGGAUGUGACAAAGCAAGGCCCGCAACCCCCUUCCCGUCUCCUGCGCGAGGUGUACACGUGUACUUUUUUAAAGAGACACGUGCUUAUUUAUUCGCGUCGCGCUCCGUCAUCGCCAACUCGCCACACACGUGUUUCUUGCCACGACCGUCAAAGCUGGCCGUCCUCAGUCGGCCCCCUACUUCGUAUUUAUUCGCCCCAGAUUGUUCUUAUCGCGUCCGUUUUGUUGGGGAGAUGCGAGCUGCCAGAUAACGUUGCGGAGAGAAGUACGAGCGAAGCCCCAUUAAACGUGAACUUCUGAUCAUUUUA